GUGUGUCCCUCCCCUCUAUGUCUCCCCCCUGUUUUUGUGUGUCCCCCCCUUGUCCCGCCCCCCCGCAGGCAGAGGCCUGGCUGCAGGAGGAGGCGCAGCGUCAGGGCUGGAGCCGCGCUGUCACCCUGCGGGACCGACGGGCACGAGAGGGGCUGGUGGGGCUGCUCCGGGAGGGGACAAACGCCGUCCUGGUGGAGCUCAACUGCGAGACGGAUUUUGUGGCCAAAACGGCGGAAUUCCAGCGGGGGCUGACCCUGUCCCCCCUUUUGCCCCCAGGGAAGCUGGGGGAGAAGCUGGCCCUGCGUCGCGCCGCGUGGCUGCGGGUGCCCCGGGCCUCGGGGUUCAUCGGGGUUUACAGCCACGGGGGGCUAGCGGCCCCCCCCGCCCCGGUAGCCAUGGGCACCUACGGGGCCCUGGUGGCUUGCGAGGUGACGGAACCCCGAGCCCCGGAGGCCACCUUGGAGGAUGUGGGGCGGAAGGUGGCCCAGCACGUGGUGGGGCUGGCCCCCAGGGAAGUGGGGACCCCCCAGGACGAGUUGGGGGGCGAGGAGGAGUCACGGCUACUGGCCCAGGGCUUCCUGCUGGAGCCCGAGCUGAGCGUGGGCCAGUUCCUGCGGCGCCGGGGGGUCCUCAGCGUCACCGACUUCCUGCGCUUCCGCUGCGGAGAGGAGACCCACGGCGAGCCCCACGGUGGCGAGGGGACUCGAGUGGACUCGUAGCCACGGAGGGGGGAACGACAGCCAGCCUGGUGGAGGUGGGGGAGCCCCACAGCAAGUUCUGCCCCACACCUCCAGGUCAGGGUCAGCCCCAGAGCGAGCUCUGCCUCACACCCUGGGAUCCAGAUCAGCCCCACAGCAAACUCAGCCCCACACCUAUGGGUCUGGACCAGCCCCACGGCGAGCUCUGCCCCAUGGCAAGCUCUGCCCCACAGCCUGGGAUCCAGAUCAGCCCCACAGCGAGCUCUGCCCCACACCCUGGGUCCAGAUGGGGCUGGAAGCCCCAGCUUGGGGGGGGAAUUGGGGGGUGUGUAUGUUGUGGGUCAGGGGGUGUUUAUGUGGGGCAUGGGGGGGGCAGUGUGACCCCCCCCCGCAAUGUCUUGUGGGGCUGAGGCAGAAUAAAAACUUGGAGGAACUUUUCUGA
This is a messenger RNA of Calidris pugnax (ruff), 1140 nucleotides long. It is a transcript of the gene TSFM, whose product is annotated as Ts translation elongation factor, mitochondrial. Gene Ontology annotation, molecular function: translation elongation factor activity. Gene Ontology annotation, cellular component: mitochondrial matrix. The transcript has 3 exons. The coding region runs from base 18 to 719 and encodes 233 amino acids. The record is from RefSeq and is a predicted model, not a curated record. Gene Ontology annotation, biological process: mitochondrial translational elongation. Lineage: Eukaryota; Metazoa; Chordata; Aves; Charadriiformes; Scolopacidae.